Priapulus caudatus is the source of this 483-nucleotide messenger RNA. RefSeq names its product serine/threonine-protein kinase atr-like. The transcript has 3 exons. Gene Ontology annotation, molecular function: protein serine/threonine kinase activity; protein binding. Gene Ontology annotation, cellular component: nucleus. The annotation marks the transcript as partial. Lineage: Eukaryota; Metazoa; Priapulida; Priapulimorpha; Priapulimorphida; Priapulidae. Gene Ontology annotation, biological process: protein phosphorylation; telomere maintenance; DNA damage checkpoint signaling. The record is from RefSeq and is a predicted model, not a curated record.
ACUGCUACAGUGAAGAGCAGGCUUCCUCUGUGGCAUCUUGCUUCUGUGUUGUCUUCCUUCCAUGUCAUCUUCCUUCUAUAUUUGCUUCCUUCUAUGUUUGCUUCCUUCUACAUCCUCUUCCUCUGCGCAGGCCGCUACAGCGAGGAGUCGAGCAGCAUGGAGAGCAACGCGAUCAUGAAGCUCUACAAGGACGUGGUGGAGAUGAGCCCCGACUGGGAGGACGGACACUUCUGCCUCGCGCACUACUACGACCUGCUGCUCGCCCAGCUCGAGUCGCACGACCGCAAGGCAGACGUGCUGGCCUACAUUGUCAGAUUCUUUAGCAACUCGUUGCAACAUGGAAACAAGUAUAUUUACCAGUCGAUGCCGCGGAUGCUCAGUCUCUGGCUGGACUUUGGCGCGACGGUUGCCGAGCAACAGCAGAAGAAGCAGGAGAGCCAGGCGACGCAGAACAACCGCAGCAUGUUGACCUCCAUCAACAAG